Messenger RNA from Physella acuta, 1435 nucleotides. RefSeq names its product E-selectin-like. The record is from RefSeq and is a predicted model, not a curated record. Lineage: Eukaryota; Metazoa; Mollusca; Gastropoda; Physidae.
GCUUAGCGUUAAGUAGAUCAUUCGGCUUAGGCCAUUGAAAUAAAUAUUUUAUUCAAAGGCUUUGGGAAUUUCAAUAUUGACUACAAAAACUAUAAUUAAAAAAAAAAGUAAUGUCAUAAUAUCACUUUACGCUAUUCGUGUUAACGUAACGAGGUGCAAGUUGAGUUAGGAUAAACAGUGAUGAACACUUAGAGAUAAACACUUAGUGUCGUCAGGUGAAAUAAACAACUAGCAGCAGAGCAUUUGAAAUCUGAUGGAAGCCAGGACGUUGUGGUGGUGUGUGUGGUUGUCCGCUGCUUCCAUUCUCUCAGCACAGGCACAGGACAAUCUUCAUCAAAAGGGAUGUACCCUCAAGCCCUCGAUGGAACUUGCUCACUGUAUCGCCCCACACCAGUUGGAGGGUGCCGUAGAGCAAGAACUGUACUCACAGAGCGAUGAGACGCAGCUAGCCCAACGUCAGAAGUCUGUCGUCUGCAAGUCUGACGACCCAGCUGGCUGUGGGCGGGACACGAAUACUUUCUCACGUCUCGGGGCGGACGGGGAACAGGAAGUCAUGCAUGGAACAGGAUGUGCUCUAGAUCCGAACAUCGCCUUCUCACCCAUCUUUAAGUGCAGGGCUGGAGUCUGGAUUAAACUAGGCACCUUGAAUGAUCAAACACAGAGCGUAACGUUUGACAGCGGCUACGGGCGGCUGAGAAAGAAAAGGUCGUAUGUUGACAUUCCAGAACAAAGGUGUGGGGAGAGUUGCAGCGGCUGGUGGUUCUGGUGGUCCUGUAGCUGGUCCUGCUGGACCAAUUACCGCAGGAACUACUUGCCGGAGAUCUACUGCCCCGUCAUACCUGACCAAGUUGCCGAGUCGGAGAUGGAUACAAAGAUAGUCCGAUGGAAGCCUGCCAACGCCACAGAUCCAGAAGACGGUCCGCUAAGGGUGCGACAGACGACCGGCCCCCAGUCUGGCACCGCCUUGACAGAAAACACCUACGUCGUGUCGUAUGAAGCGAAGGACAAUGCCGGUUAUGCGGUUUAUUGCAACAUUACCUUCAGGGUUCAAGUCUUGAAGUGUCCGACGUCUUCAGUCAACACAUGCAGCAUUUACUACAUCCCCAACGGCAAUACAUCCUGCACCAGCCACAACUUGUACGGCAGCACCUGCAGCUAUCGGUGCUACGGCAACUACCAGAUAUCGGGCAGCGACGCCACCACGUGCCUUUAUGAUGGGACGUGGAGUGAGGAGAAACCUCGGUGUGUUCUUAACUGUUUAGCACCGGCCAGAGUGCAUCAAGGGGCGUACGAUGGGUGUGGCCCCGAGUAUGUUGUGGGCACCACGUGUGGUCUGUUAUGUAACAGUGGAUACCGUCCGUCAGGCACCAAGUACAUCACCUGUCAGACGACUGGCCAGUGGUCGACGUACGGCUCCUGUCUGGGUAAGGUUUGA